Molecule: messenger RNA, 1363 nt
Organism: Rhododendron vialii
Lineage: Eukaryota; Viridiplantae; Streptophyta; Magnoliopsida; Ericales; Ericaceae
Product: GDSL esterase/lipase At5g03610-like
Exons: 5
Coding region: 66-1145 (359 amino acids)
Molecular function (GO): hydrolase activity, acting on ester bonds
Source: RefSeq, a predicted model, not a curated record
AUAAAGCAUAAAGCACUAAGCACUCAACUAGCUCCUCUCUCUCUCUCUCUCUCUCUCUCUCUCUCAUGGAGGAGCAAAAUCUUAUCUUUUUAUUCUCCUGCUUCUUCUUCCUCCUCCCUCUUCUCUCAGAUAUUCAAGGAGUGCAAGGUUCUUACUUUGGGCAUGACCAUAGGCAUGGGGGUGGUGGUGUAUACGGAUUUCACCCCAAAAAGCUUUUCGUCUUCGGGGACUCGUAUGCUGAUACUGGCAACCUCCCAAAAUCAUUUGCCGAUUGGCAGGUUCCCUAUGGCAUCACCUUUCCCGGCAAACCAGACGGCCAUUUCUCUGACGGUCGUGUCCUCACUGAGUUUCUUGCCAAAUAUUUGGGAUUGAAGUCUCCAGUACCUUACGCAAUGAGGAAAAAUAAACCAAAACUCGCGAGGUAUGGGAUGAAUUUUGCGUAUGGAGGGACUGGUGUUUUUAACACUACGGUUGCGCCUGGGGAACCAAACAUGACUGCACAGAUUGAUUUCUUCCAGGAACUCCUCAAGGAAUCGGCUUGCCGAAAAUCACAACUUGAAUCCUCCUUGAGUCUUGUUACCGUCUCUGGAAACGACUAUAGUACUUACCUCGCCGAAGGUGGCUCUGCCCAGGGUGCUCCAACCUUCGUCGCUCGCGUAGUCAACCAAACCGCCGUGAACUUGAAACGAAUCCACGACUUGGGUGUGAGAAAAGUGGCUGUUGCGGCGAUUGAGCCCCUCGGAUGCCUCCCCAAAGUGACCUUCGUGAGUUCUUUCCAAACGUGCAAUGAAACUUCCAACAGCCUCGCGAUACUCCACAACAAGUUGCUGCAGCAAGCAGUGGCAGAGCUCAACAGUGAGUGCAAGGACUCGGGGGCAUUCAUAAUACUUGACCUCUACGACGCGUUUUAUUCAGUCCUCAAUCACAAAGAAGCUACUGUGAAGUUCGAGAGCCCAAUAUUAAAGCCAUGUUGUUUUGGCACAAGCAUUGGUUAUGACUGUGGGAGCUUAAAUGCGAAAGGGGAGAAAAUGUAUACCUUAUGUGACAAUCCUAACGCUACAUUCUUCUGGGACAGUUUCCAUCCAACGCAAGCCGGAUGGCGAGUCGUGUUCUUUUAUUUGAAAUCCAAGUUCGAAAAAAGUUAAUUAAUUUAUCAUCCUCAUGAUCAUUGCUAGUUGUUUUAUCUUCUUAAUUAAUUUCACAGGGGGUGGAUUAAAAGAUGUUUGUGUUUAAGUUUGUUUGGCAAUUCUUGUACUUGUUGAUUAAGGCUUCGGGAAUGAAGCAUAUUUUGAUUUUAUUUUUGACGUCAACGCACAUGAAAUAUGGUUGAUGAAAGGAUAUAGAUCGAGUAUCCUUUUUACUA